Molecule: messenger RNA, 1121 nt
Organism: Magallana angulata
Lineage: Eukaryota; Metazoa; Mollusca; Bivalvia; Ostreida; Ostreidae
Product: H/ACA ribonucleoprotein complex subunit 1-like
Exons: 7
Coding region: 101-724 (207 amino acids)
Biological process (GO): ribosome biogenesis; snoRNA guided rRNA pseudouridine synthesis
Cellular component (GO): box H/ACA snoRNP complex
Molecular function (GO): box H/ACA snoRNA binding
Source: RefSeq, a predicted model, not a curated record
AGAAAAGACCCGAAAUAGUAUUUCCAAACGUCAGGUUGUCGUAAAUAAAACCGGAAGUACCAUGUGCUAAACAUUGCAGCAAAAACAAAGCGUUAAAACCAUGUCAAGAGGUGGAUUUAACAACAGUUUUGGCAGAGGUGGAGGCGGAAGAGGCGGUCGCGGAGGAGGUUUUCGAGGUGGAGGCAGAGGUGGAGGAAGAGGCGGUUUUGGAAACCGGUAUCAAGAUCAAGGUCCCCCUGAAACUGUUAAAGAGGUCGGGGAGUACGUCCACCCCUGUGAAGACGACCUCGUCUGUGUCAGCACUAUAGAGGAUGUACCUCACUUCAAUGCUCCGAUUUUUCUAGAAAACAAACAGCAGAUUGGAAAAGUGGAUGAAAUAUUUGGUUCAAUUAGAAAUUUUUAUUUUUCAGUUAAAUUAUCAGAAAAUAUGAAAGCAAAGUCUUUUUCAAAAAGUACAAAGCUUUUCAUAGACCCAUACAAACUGUUACCCCUGCAGAGGUUUUUACCUAAGCCGCCUGGGUCUGGGGGUGGGCGUGGUCGAGGUGGUAGAGGAGGCGGUGGUGGGAGAGGCGGGAGAGGAGGCCGAGGCGGGGGCCGGGGCGGGGGUAGAGGCGGAGGAGGCAGAGGAUUCCGAGGAGGAGGAGGUGGAGGAGGAUUCCGGGGUCGUGGAGGGGGAGGGGGAGGAGGAGGGUUCAGAGGUCGUGGGGGAUUCAGGGGGAGGUAACUCCAUUGACAAUCUACCAAACAUAGAUUCAGGUCGUGUGCAUUGUAUGUUGCGAUUUGUUAUGUUCUCUACUGAUGUUAUGCUGGCAGACGAUGUAAGGCAUAUUGGUUGGUUAAUGAUGUGUUCAUACAUUGUUGAAUAAUGCAUUGUUUUUUGUCAUUUAAAGAAGAUGAAACUCUUUUAUUUUACUGAAUCAUGUGAAGAAUCCUGUAUAAAUGUUCACUGUAGAGGAGAGAAAGAGGUGAUCAAUAAAUUGGUCAUUUACAGUAGUACUGUACAAUUCUAUAUUCAUAUUCAUGUCCUAUUUUUAGGACUCAUACAAAGUUUGUUACCUGUGUAUCGCUUUGAAAAUGUUGCAACAUGCAGGAUUUUAUGAAAUAAACAAUUAUACAUUAAA